AUGGAUUUGGAGGUGGUAAAGGUGAUCAAGCAGUGUGUUAGUGAAGGUGCUGAUGCUAAUUACAUUCGUAAAAAUAUCUUGCCUGGAUUUAUUCAUAAUUUUUGGACUCCAUUCAUAGCUUCGAAUCCUGAUAGUUAUAAACACAUUGUGGAGACAACUUUGGAGCUUGCAAACAAAGUCGGAGCUGCUGAAAUUUUAGAAAGAAUUGUUGAAGGACUAGAAGAUGAGAGUGAAACAUACAGAAGAAUGGCGGUGGAGACAAUCGGGAAGGUUGUAGAUGAGUUUGGUGCAUCGGACAUCGAUGUUCCCUUGGAGCGCCUUUUGGUUUAUGGAAUCCUAAGUGCAUUCAUUGAGCAGGACAGCGAAGAUGAUGCUGAUGUGAUGCUUAAUGGUUUUUGCGUGUGGUGUUUAAGCGACAAGAGGGCGGUGGUGAGGAAGCAGGGAGCUGAGGCUGUUUCGCGGAUUCUAGUGGUCUUGAAAGAGUGUGAGGAGGAGCGGUUGAUGGGGUAUCUCGGGGUUGUUUUAUUUGAGUGUUGUUUUCUGAGGGAAGAAAGCCAUGAGGUCUUGGCGUCGAUGCUGGGAGCACUGAAAGCAAUUGGUAAUUCUAUUGAUUUGACAAGCGUGAUCCCAUCGUUCAGAGAUUUGGUUACACGAUUGACACCACUAAUGGAGAGUCGGUAUGAGAACGAGAACGUUCAGGAUUUAAUUGCUGAUGUGCGGGAUUUGAGCUUCUCAGAACAAAAGCACAAGAUAUAG
This is a messenger RNA of Daucus carota subsp. sativus, 756 nucleotides long. RefSeq lists its product as uncharacterized. Lineage: Eukaryota; Viridiplantae; Streptophyta; Magnoliopsida; Apiales; Apiaceae. The transcript has 2 exons. Gene Ontology annotation, biological process: spliceosomal complex assembly. Gene Ontology annotation, cellular component: U2 snRNP; U12-type spliceosomal complex; U2-type prespliceosome. Gene Ontology annotation, molecular function: mRNA binding. Bases 1 to 756 code for a protein of 251 amino acids. The record is from RefSeq and is a predicted model, not a curated record.